Armigeres subalbatus is the source of this 8570-nucleotide messenger RNA. RefSeq lists its product as uncharacterized. The record is from RefSeq and is a predicted model, not a curated record. Gene Ontology annotation, molecular function: nucleic acid binding. The coding region runs from base 991 to 7836 and encodes 2281 amino acids. Lineage: Eukaryota; Metazoa; Arthropoda; Insecta; Diptera; Culicidae. The transcript has 2 exons. Gene Ontology annotation, biological process: DNA integration.
GACGAGGCCACAGAAUAAAAAGAAAGAAUGUGUUUAUGAUAGGGCUAGACCGGGUAGGUCUUUUAGGCGCGUCAUCGGCAUAAUAAACGAAGCGUUGUUGUUUUAGGAUAGUCGGGGCGACAGCGCAUCAGUGAGGUAAGCGUCAUACCAGGUAGAAUAACGAGAGCGUUGGUGGAGGUAGAAUUUUAGCCUGUAAGAAAACUGUAAUUGUAGAUAAGUUUAAGAAAUAAAAUUAUUGUCGUUUCAACACUAUAGGAAAGCGGUUGUUAUUUCCAUGAAAGAAACCCGUGAGGAAAGCAAAAAACAUUGGUGGCAUUCCAGAGAGGAUUUCGGUUAGUCCUCACGGUGAAAUAGUGACUUUCGCUCCCGCGGUUUGAGUUCGCGAAGACAAACAAUCAGAAGAAACCAGAAGUUUGAAGGUUUUUUUUAAAGAUCAGCGUUAGUUGUUGGCUAAACGAACAUUAGUGACUUUCGCUCCCGCGGUUUGAGUUCGCGAAGACAAACAAUCAGAGGAAACCAGAAGUUUGAAGGUGUUUAAAAUACCAGCGUUAGUUGUUGGCUAAACGAUCGAUCUCCUUGGUUUUGGACGAACUGGAUCAUUGUAGCUCCUGUUUAAGUGUGUUGAUCGUAUAUCGUAUAUAGUAUAUCGAUAAUGUGGUGAUAAUACGGUAAUGACGAGGAACACAAACAUAGUGGCAGAGAGUGCAGUUGUGUUCUUACAUCGAUCAAAAAUUGGAAAGUGAAGCGCCCCAUGUGCCGCGGUGUCCGGUGCAGUAAAGCAGCAGCAAAUCAGGUCAACAGCAACAAGACAGCGAUAUAUCUUCAGAAGCGGAUUACUGAGGUUGGAACCCGGACGAAGUAGGAAGACCCUGGUUGGACGUGAAGGUUAGUAAGCUGAAAAGUUAGGAACAUUUUACUUUAAAAACUUAUACAUACAUUUAUAUACAUAGUUAGAAACAUAUAUACAUAAAAGAAACAAUCUGGUAUAAAAUGUUACAGGUGGUAUACAAAGAAAACAAAAAGGGUGGAAGCUGUAAGCUUUGCUCACACCCCGAUAAGAAGGAAGCAAUGGUCCAAUGUGACGAUUGUUUCCUAUGGUUUCACCAAUCUUGUGUGAACCUAGAUCACUUACCUUCAGAGAAAGAGCGCUGGCAGUGUCCACGCUGUAUGGAGAUUUACUCCAAGUUAAAAAUGGCUGAAGUUAAGAAAUCUAGUCAAUUCGAAACUUUCUUGGAGAUUCAAAAGGAAUCGCAAGAAACGCAAACCAAUAUGAUCAAAAAAUUCAUGCAGGUUAUGAACAUUAAAUUGGAACAAGAUGCUUCAUCUUCAUCCCCGAAUGUUGUUGACCCUAUAGUCUCUUCAACACACGUGGUUAACUUAUUAGCUAAGCAAUCAAUGGCAGAACUUCCAUACUUUGACGGUUGCUAUAAAGUAUGGCCUCGUUUCAAGGCCGCCUUUGAUGCAACUACAACCGCCGGAGGUUUUUCAAAUUUAGAUAACCUUAGCAGAUUACAUAAAUAUUUAAAAGGAAAAGCAAUGAAUUCCGUCGCUCCACUAAUGGUAGAAGCGAAUAAUAUUCCAUCUAUCAUAGAUCGUCUUGAGCAACAAUUUGGUAGACCACAAGUGGUUUAUAAUGGUCUACUAGAGGAAUUGACGAAUGUUAAAGCUCCAAGGAUGGAUAAUCCUAAAACAAUGAUUGAUUUCAUAACUGCUUUAGAGAACAUGGUUACUAACAUGAAAAUUCUCAAACAGGAAGAUUAUCUUAAUGAUCAAAGGUUAAUUAAGGACCUGAGUGGUCGGUUGCCGAUGAAUUUGUAUCAGAGUUGGUUGAGUCAUGUUACAGGGCUUCAAGCAGCGGUAAAUUUACAAAAUCAAAAUCAGUUCAAGGCUCCAAGUUUGGAAACGUUUUAUAACUGGUUAAAACCGCAAGGGGACUUAGCUGUUAUUAUGCUAUCGGAGCAACCGAAAAGAAAUAAUAAACCGAUAAAUGUACACUCUGUUAAAGAUGAUAGAAAGCAGUUUACAGCUAAGCAAGGGCUUAAUUGCUUUGCUUGCAAACAGUAUCACAAAACAUCGGAAUGUGGAGAAUUUAAAAAUAUGGACUUACCAGAAAGGAUGAAGUUGGUGCAACAAAAUAGACUUUGUUUUGCAUGUUGCAAUUCAUCCAACCAUACUGCCUAUAAUUGUAGAUGGGGAAAGGUAUGUAACGUUGAUGGCUGUAAAUCGAGAAACCAUCACAACCUGUUGCAUAGAAAACAAAGUCAAAAGGAAAAUUUAUUAUUGGCCCCUGCUAGACCAAUGGAAAAGGUUUUAAAUUUACACUCGAACAAGGGUGACACAUUAUACCAGAUAAUGCCUGUUACACUAGAAAAUGGAUCAGUGAAAUUAGAAACAUAUGCACUUUUCGAUCCAGGCUCUUCCUCUACUUUAAUCUCAGAACAAAUUAGUAAACAACUGAAUGUGAAUGGGAAAUUAAGACCACUUUCAAUAUCCUGGACGAACGGUAACACCCAGGAUGAAAAUCAAAGCUUAGAGAUUGAAAUGAAGAUUAGGGGAACUAGCGGAAAAAGGUUUUUAUUGAAAGAAGUGAGGACAGUCAAUAGAUUGUCGUUACCUAAGCAAACUGUGGACUUCAACAAGAUAAAGCAAGCGUAUCCAUACUUGCAAGAUGCGGAAGUUUCAAGUUAUAGGAAUGCGGUUCCUACAAUGUUGCUAGGUUUACCGCAUGCGUAUUUAAUGCAUGGAUUGGAAUCGCGUGGUGGGAAGUUCAACGAACCUAUCGCUAUGCGAACAAGACUUGGUUGGGUGGUAUAUGGUUGCGAAGGCACAAAUUCUCGUUCAAAUAAAACGGCAUUUGUGUUGGCAAUUGAAACAAAAUCAGAAGAGAAGUCACUUAAUGAAAUCGUCAAAGAAUAUUUCUCAACCGAGCAGUUCGGUGUCAUGGCUCCUGAGAAACCUUUAAUAUCAAAAAAUGUGGUCAGAGCUAAUGAUAUUAUGCAUAAUACGUUAAAAUACAGUAACGGUUAUUACGAAAUCGGACUAUUAUGGAAGGAUGAUGAGUUUCAGUUUCCAGAUAGCUAUCAAUCGGCAUUGGGAAGAUUGAAAAUUCAAGAAAAGAAAAUGUCAAAUAAUCCUGGAAUUAAAACUUGGUAUACAAACAAGAUUAAAGAAUAUGUCGAGAAAGGUUAUGCUCGUAAGCUGGACCCUAGUGAAGUGAAAGUUACGGAUAAAAGGACUUAUUAUCUACCGUAUUUCCUUGUGAUAAAUGAGAACAAAAUCCCACGAUUGGUUUUUGAUGCCAAGGCAGAGAUUAAGGGAGAAUCAUUUAAUUCCAAACUCUUGGCGGGUCCUGACGCAACAGCAUCAUUGCUUGGUGUUCUUAUCAGAUUUAGAGAACAUAGCAUUGCGGUUGUGGGUGACAUCAAAGAAAUGUUCCACCAGAUUAGGAUUAGAGAGGCAGAUCAGAAGGCUCAAUGUUUUCUAUUUCGCGAUGACCCGAACAAAAAUCCAGAUAUUUACGUUAUGCAGGUCAUGACAUUUGGAGCAACAUGUUCUCCUGCAUGUGCUCAGUUUGUAAAAAAUAUAAAUGCUGCUAAGUUUACAAGGAAUUGCCCAGAAGCAGUUAAUGUUAUAACAAAAAAUCAUUAUGUAGAUGACUGUCUCGCUAGUUUCCAAACUCCAACGGAAGCUAUUAAGGUAAUGAAUGAAGUAAUCAAAAUUCACGAUCACGCAAAUUUCUAUAUUAGAAAAUUUGUAUCAAAUUCGGAUGAGGUAUUGAAAGGUUUACCAAUGGAUAGAAUUGACAGUUCAAAACUUAUAUCGCUAGAUAUGAACGAACCAUCAUAUCAAAAGGUUUUGGGAAUUCAAUGGGAUACUGAAAAGGAUGAAAUGGUGUAUAGAAUUGAUUGUUUGACAUCCUUAGAUACUCUAACGAAAAGACAAUUGUUAUCCUUCGUUGCGAGAGUAUAUGACCCACUUGGAUUAAUUUCAAAUGUCACCAUAGAAUCUAGAAUAAUUUUGCAAGAUCUGUGGAGACGUCAACUUGGCUGGGAUGAUGAAGUCCCGGAAGACAUAAAACAACGUUUAGUUGAUUGGUAUCUCAGAGUAGAACGUUUAGAUUCAUUUAGGAUUCUAAGGUGCUACUCAAAGGCCUUAGAUGUGAAAAAAAGAGAGAUGCACGUAUUUGUGGAUGCAUCGGAGAGAGCAUUUGCUGCAGUUAUAUAUUUCAGAACUUUAUCUGAGAACAAUAUCGAUGUAAAUAUUGUCGCUGCCAAGGCAAGGGUGGCUCCAAUGAAAGUAAUGACAAUUCCGAAAUUAGAAUUACAGGCAGCGUUACUAGGUACGCGUUUGGCUGGUACUAUUGAGAAAGAAUCUGAUUUGGAGAUUCAUGAAACUGUGUAUUGGUCGGACAAUAGUACUGUCCUAUCAUGGAUUAAAUCGGAUCCAAGAAACUAUAAACAAUUCGUUGCAUUUAGAGUUAGUGAAAUUCACGAUAGCACUACCACUAACCAAUGGAGAUGGAUAGAUAGUGAAAAUAACCCUGCAGAUGAAGCUACUAAGGUAGUAAAAAGAAAAUCUAUCUGGACAAGUGGUCCAAGGUUUCUAAAAGAGCCAGAAGAAAAUUGGCCCAAGAUAAAUCGUUCUUUGGAGACAAACGAAGAAUUAAGACAUGUGAAUCUAAUAAUAAGUGCAGAGUUACAGGAAUUUAAGGGAAUUCAGAUUAUUUGGUGUUCAAACUGGUUACGUUUGAAAAGAGCGGUCUGCAUGGCCAAGAAAUUCAUUGAUAAGCUACGCACGACAAAAUGUAAAUUAACAUUAGAUUUCUGUUUGUCAAAAGUAGAUCUUGAAUGGGCGGAAGAGAUCCUUGUCAGAAAGGCUCAAAGUGAAGUUUUCUCAGAUGAAAUCUCGUGUUUAACGAUAUCAGGAAAUAUUGAUCAUCGUAGUCACAUCAGAAAUCUAAAUCCAUUUUUGGACAAAAAAGGAAUAUUGCGAUCAAACGGAAGGCUAUCAAACGUUUCGUGUCUUCCUCCUUCAGCCAAAAAUCAUAUUAUUUUGCCUCAAAAGCAUCAUGUAACCAAAUUGAUUUUGCAACAUUAUCAUGAACGGUUUUAUCAUCAAAAAUUUGAAACGGUAAUAGCGGCUAUUCGUCAAAAAUUCUGGGUAGUAAAUAUUAGAGUUGCCUUGAAGAAUGUAAGAAAGCAAUGUCAAUUCUGUAAAAAUACACGAACGAAACCGAUCCCGCCAUUAAUGGCUCCUCUUCCUGAGUUCAGAACAACACCGCAUAUGAAAGUAUUUACAUAUACUGGCGUUGAUUAUUUUGGUCCGAUGAUUAUAUCAAUAGGUAGAAGAACAGAAAAACGUUGGGGAGCGCUCUUUACAUGUUUGGUAACACGAGCCGUGCACAUAGAAGUAGCCUUUGAUUUGAGUACGGACUCUUUCUUUCUAUGUCUAAUGAAUUUACAACACUUACGUGGAAGAAUUGCUGAAUUAUACAGUGACAACGGUACGAAUUUUAUUGGGGCUAAUAAUGAGCUUAAGAAAAUAAAACAACGUUUGGCAACUGAAGGAAUUGAUUGGCACUUUAAUCCUCCUUUGUCACCACAUUUCGGAGGUGCCUGGGAAAUAAUGGUUAGAGAAACAAAAAGUUUGUUGAAGUAUUUCCAGGGUGUGUACCGUGAACAUACUCUUAGAGCCACGUUAAAUGAGAUCGCAUUCAUUAUCAAUUGCAGGCCAUUAACACACAUUCCUUUGGAUUCAGAAGAGGAGGAACCUUUAACCCCGAACCACUUCAUUUUAGGCUGUUCUGGCGAGGCUGAGCUAUCUUUAAAUGAUGUUAGCCAAGCCGAAGCUUUAAAACAACAGUGGAAAAAGGCGCAAAGUAUGACAACUCAAUUUUGGCAACGUUGGAUUAAGGAAUAUUUACCAACUCAGGUUAAGAGAACAAAAUGGCAGAACUCUUCGAAGCCAAUUGAGAUUGGUGACGUAGUGGUAAUGCCUGAUGAAAAUCGAAAAGGUUUCUACGAAAAGGGUAUUAUAACUGAGGUUAGACCUGCUAAGGAUGGCCAAGUUAGAUCAGCAGCAGUGAGAACUGGCAAAGGUACAUUUAUUAGACCCACUAUUAAUAUGGGAAUCUUAGAUGUUAGAAAAAACACCAAUGACAUUCGGGAAGAAUGUAAUAUUACGAUGCAAAAUUCAAACAAUAAAAAAUCCUCUAAAGUUUCUCGGCUUGGAAUGUUUAUGACCGUUUUAUUAACUAUAUUAUAUGUUAAUACAGCAAACGGUUUACAAAUCAAUCCUAUUGAGGAGGGUGGUAUGCUAUUUGAUCAUUUAGGAGGAUGUUUGGUAAAAAGAGGAAUUUGGAUAACACAAAUUACCUCUAACAUUGUUCCAUCUGAGGAUAUAUCUCGAAUAAAUGGGUUGCAUAAAAAUCUCAAUGAAGCUCUGAAGUUCAUUGGGAAUAAAACAAAGGAUAAAUCACUUGAAGAGCUAAUUUUAUCGAUUGAGGGACAAUGUGAUAAUGUAAUUCAAGAGAUUGCGAUCGUACGCAGAGAAAAGAGGAGUGGAGGAAUACUUGGAUUCCUGAAAAAUUUAAUAUUUGGCGGAAAUGAUUUGGAAGAGGAGUUACAAAGUGUCCGAGCACACGAGGAACAAAAACUUCACGAACUAUCUGAGAUUAUGAAAACGAUAGAUGUCAAAGCCGAAAAGAUGGGCAAUGAAUUUAACAAUCGGAUUUAUAAUUUAAGGAAGGGAAUGAUCCAACUCCAAAAUCAACAUACCCCACAACGUGUGGAAAUAUUCAAGACCAAAUUAAUUGAAGCAACUAUGUUGGCAACGCAAGUUUUACAAGGUAUUUCAAAUAAAUAUAAAACUGUAAAGUCACAUCCAUUGUCUAAGGAAAACAUCAUGGAAACCUUGAAAGGGAUACAAGAUAAAUUGCCGAAUGGAUAUUCAGUUUUAUCAGAUCCACAAGCUAUCAGUUUUGAAACUAAAAUUGAAAACGAUACGAUAAUCAUUUUUAUGAAUUCAAUAAUCGUUAAUAGAGAUAAUUUCGAGCUUUUCCAAGUGAUUCCGAUACCAAAUAUUGAUAACGGAACCAUUAUGGACAUAAAUGAAACAGUGAUAGCUAUAAAUCAUUUAGAAGAUUUUUUUUACCCUGAAGGGAACAUGAAGAAGCUAAAUAGUUCUCAUUUCAUGGUGGAUCAACCUGUAAUGAUGAGAAAAACAGAUUGUGUGGCAGCGGCUAUCCUUCAUAAAAAACCCAAGACAAAAUGUCUUUCAAAACGACUGAACAAAUCUUUUAUUCGGUUUUUUCCUUUGAACGAACCUAACGUUGUGUUGUAUUAUACUAGCAACGCUAAAGAAAUAAUUAUUCAUUGCGAUAAUGCGAUUAUUUCACCCCCAUACAGUAUAGCGAAAGUAACAUUAAAACCGGAUUGUUUCAUUAGAUCAAAAGAGCUAGUAUAUUAUGCGAGUAUGUUCAAAGAGACAAAAAAUGCACAAACAUUUUUUAAACCAUUAAUUCAGUUACCCUACGAGAUAGAUUAUACAACUUUGGAUUUUACUAACGAUACGUCAAUACUCGAGAAACCUAAAAAUCCAUAUGAAAAAGAAGUAAUGGUAUUUUCAGAUAUACCAAUAAGGCAGGAGACAGUGCAUAUUGCUAUGAUAGGCAUAGGAUCAACAUUAGUUAUUAUUAUGAUCAUAGGAUUAACGAUGAUUUAUAUGUACAAAAAUAAAACUCGGAAUAGAAACCAAGUGGAAACAGAAUUGGAAAUCCCAACUAUUGUAACCAAUCAGAGACGUGGACAUCCACAAAGUUUGGACCAAAAAGUCUGAAUUUAGGUAACUCAACGCGGUUGAAUUACGGGAGGCGGUAUGUUGAUGACGAGGCCACAGAAUAAAAAGAAAGAAUGUGUUUAUGAUAGGGCUAGACCGGGUAGGUCUUUUAGGCGCGUCAUCGGCAUAAUAAACGAAGCGUUGUUGUUUUAGGAUAGUCGGGGCGACAGCGCAUCAGUGAGGUAAGCGUCAUACCAGGUAGAAUAACGAGAGCGUUGGUGGAGGUAGAAUUUUAGCCUGUAAGAAAACUGUAAUUGUAGAUAAGUUUAAGAAAUAAAAUUAUUGUCGUUUCAACACUAUAGGAAAGCGGUUGUUAUUUCCAUGAAAGAAACCCGUGAGGAAAGCAAAAAACACAAAUUAUGGGGUCGUGCAAAAGAUAUUUUAGAUCUAUAAAGAUUGUCGCUGUCGUCGCUGUCGGAACAUCUUUUGCUGGCGAGGAUAGGGGAGCUAAAUGUCAAAGAAGGAAAAUCCAUACGAUUUGACAGUUACUAUAGUUACUAUACUAUAUAGAUAAAGAUUGUCGCUGUCGUCGCUGUCCGGAACAUCUUUUGCUGGCGAGGAUAGGGGAGCUAAAUGUCAAAGAAGGAAAAUCCAUACGAUUUGACAGGUAUGUGUUGCGCCACUAUUGGAAGUUACGCUAGACGUAUACGCGAAUCCACCCCUGAGAGAAACAACAUAAUAAACCUUUGACAUGUAGUUGUGCUGAGUUUGUUCAAAUAAAGAAAAACGUUAAC